Molecule: messenger RNA, 1772 nt
Organism: Lycium barbarum (goji berry)
Lineage: Eukaryota; Viridiplantae; Streptophyta; Magnoliopsida; Solanales; Solanaceae
Product: terpene synthase 10-like
Exons: 8
Coding region: 1-1659 (552 amino acids)
Biological process (GO): diterpenoid biosynthetic process
Molecular function (GO): terpene synthase activity; magnesium ion binding
Source: RefSeq, a predicted model, not a curated record
AUGGCUGCAAGGAGACCAGGGAAUUAUAGACCAAGAAUUUGGGAAGACGAUUUUGUGCAAUCACAAACUAGUGUUUAUAUGGGAGAAGAAUACUCAAAGCAAGCAGCAAAGCUCAAAGAAAGUGUGAGGAUGAUGCUUAAUGAAAAAGAUAUGAGACUAUUAGAUCAACUCGAUCUUGUUGCUACUUUACAAAGACUUGGCAUUCACUAUCACUUUGAGGUUGAGAUAAAGAGAAUUUUAGAGAUUACUUACCUCAAUAAUUUUAAUAAUUGUCAAGAUUUGAAUGCCAUAGCACUACAAUUUCGACUCCUCAGAAAAGAAGGUUAUCAAGUUCCUCAAGCAUUUCGAGUGACUCCUCAACCUAGAGUUCCACAUGAAGAAGCUGGGAUCGCGUUAGCCGUCAAAUCUUCUACUCAUACUUUUUUCUUCUUUAUUGUAGAGGUAUUUAAUACACUUAUGGAUGAGGAAGGAAAGUUCAAGAAAAUCCUUUGCAUGGACAUAAAGGGGAAUAUUCUAGUUAAACAAGUGAGCCAUGCCUUGGAAAUGCCACUGCAUUGGAGGAUGCAGAGACUAGAGACAAGAUGGUUCAUAGAUAAUGUACAUGAAGAAACAGAGUGUUUUAACCCCAUCCUGCUUGAGCUCGCUAAGUUGGAUUUCAACAUGGUCCAAGCUUUGUAUUUGGAUGAAUUGAAACAUCUUUCAAGGUGGCACAAAAAUAUAAAUCUCGCAGAGAUGAUGGGGUUUACAAGGGAUAGUUUGGUGAAAUGUUUUUUAUGGAGUGUGGGAUUCUCUUUUGAACCAAAGUUUUGGUACUGUCGAAAAUUGUCAACAAAACUUGCUGAAUUAAUUACAACCAUUGAUGACAUGUAUAAGCAUCAUGGUACCUUGGAAGAACUUGCCAUAUUCACUGACAUGGUUGACAGAUGGGAUAUCAAUGCAAUGGAGCAGCUACCAAGCAGCAUCAAGAUGUGUUUUUUAGCUCUUUUUAAUUCUAUCAACGAGUUGGCCUAUGACAUUCUAAAAGAACAAAAUAUUAAUAUCCUCCCUUACUUUAGAAAAUCGUGGAUAGACUUUGUAAAACUUAUUUGGUGGAUGCAAAUUUUUGGACCAUGCUUGGGUUUUAAUUUCUGGUCCUUGUUUAAUAAAGCAUGCCUACAUUUGUACCAUGGAUCCUAUAAAAUAAAUGACUUGGAUCUUCUUGAACAAAACCCCCCUUUAGUUCAAUGGCCAUCACUCAUUGGUCGUCUUGCUGAUGUCUUGGCAACUUCUCCGGUAAUUAAGAUUUUACUUUUUUCUAUGAUUUUUUUUUUCUAUGAUCACUGGUCGAUGAAUUUGUUGUUUCUUGUGUGGCUAUUUAAGGAUGAAAUUGAGAGAGGUGAUGCUCCAAAAUCAAUCCAAUGUUACAUGAUGGAAACAGGAAAUUCAGAAGAAAAUGUUCGAGGUUAUUUGAGGGAUUUAAUUGGACAAACAUGGAAGCAAAUGAACAAAGAAGUACUAAUGGAUCGAACUACGUCUUUCUCCAAAGAUUUUGUUAGAACUGCAAUGAAUUUUGCUAGGAUUUCACAAUGCAUGUACCAAUAUGGAGAUGGCUAUGGUAGACCAGAUGGAGAGACAAAGAGGCGCAUAUUAUCCUUAUUUUUCGAACCAAUUCCUCUGUGAUAAUAUUCGACACUUGUAUAAUCGAUGAAUAUCAUAAGCACUUUGGAUUUUUAUCCCACAUAUUUUACCAAGAAUUUAAGUUAUAUGUAUUGAUAAUGUAAUUUUUAUCUAAU